Thunnus maccoyii (southern bluefin tuna) is the source of this 885-nucleotide messenger RNA. RefSeq names its product GTPase IMAP family member 8-like. The record is from RefSeq and is a predicted model, not a curated record. Bases 1 to 885 code for a protein of 294 amino acids. Gene Ontology annotation, molecular function: GTP binding. The transcript is spliced from 2 exons. Lineage: Eukaryota; Metazoa; Chordata; Actinopteri; Scombriformes; Scombridae.
AUGUUUAAAGAUGACCAUAACCUGCUAAUGGAGAUGAUUCAGAACAUUAUGCAUGAAAACAAAGGAACCUUCCUCACCUUCACUGAAGAGACCAUCAAACCAGUUUUAAACCUGGUUCUGUGUGGGAGGAGAGGAGCAGGGAAGACUUCAGCAGUCAAGGCCAUUUUAGGUCAGACAGAGCUUCAUUCAGUCUCCAACUCACCAGAGUGUGUUAAACAUCAGGGAGAGGUGUGUGGACGUUGGGUUUCCCUGGUGGAGCUGCCUGCCUUGUAUGGAAAACCUCAGGAGGCAGUGAUGGAGGAAUCAUUCAGGUGUAUCUCCCUCUGUGAUCCUGAGGGCGUCCAUGCCUUCAUCCUGGUCCUACCUGUGGAUCCCCUCACUGAUGAAGACAAGGGAGAGUUAAAGACCAUCCAGAACGCAUUCAGCUCUCCAGUCAAUGACUUCACCAUGAUUCUGUUCACUGUGGAGUCAGAUCCUACAGCUCCAGCUGUUGUUGACUCUGUAAGAAAGAACAGAGACAUCCAGGAGCUCAUUCAGAGCUGUGGAGGAAGACAUGUUGUUCUCAACAUCAAGAACAAGCAGCAGAUCUCUGAGAUGUUGGAUACUGUGGAGAAGAUGGAACAAUCUAAAAAUAAACCAUGUUGCUAUACAACAAACACCUUUGCACAUGCUCAGAUGGAAAAGAUCAGCAUGCUACAGACUGAACUUACAAAACUUCAAACAAAAAGCACGGUCACCUGUGAUGAUGAGAAUCAGAGCUCAGAGAGUCUCAGGAUUGUGCUGAUUGGGAAGACUGGCAGUGGAAAGAGCUCUUCAGGAAACACCAUUCUGGGAAGAGAAGAGUUUAGAGCUGAAUCAAGUCAAACAUCAGUCACCAACCGCUGA